AUGUCAAGUGACAAAGCCUCGAGGCAAAAGCCCUGCCACCACUGCAAGAGGAGGUCGACCUCAGCCCCAGUGGGCACCUCCACGAUCCACUACGAGAAGUCCUGGCUGUACCGCCACUGCUCUUCUCUGCAGCAGCGCGACAGGCAAGCUCAGAAGGCCGGGCAGCUUUUCUCGGGGCUGCUGGCCAUGAACGUGGUGUUUCUGGGCAGCGCCUUCAUCAGCAGCAUGAUUUUCAACCACGUGGCCAUCACGCUGGCAGACGUCUGGAUCCUGCUCUCCAUCCUCAAGGUCGUGUGCCUGUGCUGGAUCAUCUACUACCUGCUGGGCACCAGUCGGCAGCCGCACGCCGUGCUCUACCGGGAUUCUCACGCGGGACCAGUCUGGAUUAGGGGGUCACUGCUGCUGUUUGGCAGUUUCAGCGUCCUCCUGAACGUCUUCCAGAUCGGCUACAGCAUAAUACAAAUCCACUGCAAAUCCAAGGUGGAAAUCGUGUUCCCCAGCAUUGAAAUCCUUUUUGUUUCCACCCAGGCUUUUUUUCUGUGGCAUCACUCCAAGGACUGCAUUCAAGUCCAGCACAACCUCACCAGGUGUGGGCUGAUGCUGACCAUAGCCACUAACUUCCUCCUCUGGCUCUUGGCAGUGACCAAUGACUCCAUCCACAUGGAGAUUGAAUCUCAGCUGCGAGAGGUGGAGCAGCGAUUGGCAGGCAAUGAGACUAAGUCGUGCGCAUGUCCAAACACAACCACCUGCAAAGUCUUUCAGAAGGGCUACAUCCUGCUCUACCCUUUCAACACUGAGUACUGCCUCAUCUGCUGCUCCGUCCUCUACGUCAUGUGGAAGAACGUGGGGCGACGCAUCAGCCACCACCAUGCCCCUCACACCAAGCCCAAGUUCAAGCUCCAGGGGGUGGUCUUUGGGCCCCUGCUGGGCGCCGCUGCCGUAAUCAUUGGGAUCUGUGUCUUCAUGAUGUACCAGAUCCAGGCCACGGGCUCGGCCCCCAACCGCCAGGUCUUCGUGAUGUAUUAUUCCUACUACAUCGUGCUCCUGCCCCUGAUGAGCGUGGGUGCAGUUGCUGGGACAAUCAUCCAUGCCUUGGAAAAAAGGGAGCUGGACACGCUGAAAAACCCAACCCGCAGCCUGGACGUGAUCCUACUGAUGGGGGCAGCCCUCGGCCAGAUCGCCAUGUCCUACUUCUCCAUCGUCGCCAUUGUGGCCACCAACCCCAAGGACCUGUUGAACAGCCUCAUCCUGUCCUAUUCUGUCCUGCUCAUCUUCCAGUACAUCACCCAAAACAUCUUCAUCAUUGAUGGGCUCCAACGGGAACCAUUCGUAACAGCAAUUGAGGCAAGGCACGCAGGACACUCUGGGCAGCAUUCAGUGGCUUCAGAGCUGCCUGGUGAAGAGACAACGACACCAAGGAGCGCACAGGAGCACGCACAGGCCUCGCCCAAUAAAGAGGAAGAAGUGAGUGAAGAGCAAAAUCAUGAAGCACACGACCAGAGACGAGUGAGUGUGCUGGAGCUCAGGCAGGAGUUUCGGAGAGUCUCUCUGUCCUACAUCCAUUCCUACUCUCACCUGAGCUGGAAGAGGAAAGCAUUAAAGGAGAUCUCAUUCUUCUUGGUUUUGUGCAACAUCAUACUGUGGAUAAUGCCCACAUUUGGAGCUCACCCUGUGUUUGAGAAUGGACUGGAGAAGUCAUUUUACGGCUACUCUACUUGGUUUGCCAUCGUGAACUUCGGCCUCCCGCUGGGCGUGUUCUACAGAAUGCACUCUGUUGGGGGACUUCUGGAGGUUUACAUCUCAGCCUGA
Cygnus atratus (black swan) is the source of this 1809-nucleotide messenger RNA. RefSeq names its product otopetrin 3 (gene OTOP3). NCBI's taxonomy places the organism in Eukaryota, Metazoa, Chordata, Aves, Anseriformes, Anatidae. The record is from RefSeq and is a predicted model, not a curated record. Gene Ontology annotation, molecular function: proton channel activity. The coding region runs from base 1 to 1809 and encodes 602 amino acids. Gene Ontology annotation, cellular component: membrane. The transcript has 6 exons. Gene Ontology annotation, biological process: proton transmembrane transport.